Molecule: messenger RNA, 5183 nt
Organism: Gigantopelta aegis
Lineage: Eukaryota; Metazoa; Mollusca; Gastropoda; Neomphalida; Peltospiridae
Product: genetic suppressor element 1-like
Exons: 13
Coding region: 417-5183 (1588 amino acids)
Source: RefSeq, a predicted model, not a curated record
GCAGAAUGGAUUAUCUGGGGGAUUCCCUCUAUCGGAGAUCACUAGAAUUCAGCACCAUGUGAAACAUUUCUUCCGAUGACAUGUGCGGUGCAGGUACAAGACAGCAUGUAUAAUGUAUGUUAUAUAUUUAUAGCUAUGGGUUGAAUACUUUUAUAAUGAAAAUGGAUACUUUUUUUUGUUUGAAAACAAUGAAAAGCAAACGAGACGUUUUCGACUGUUGAUAACACAUUAGAGAGCGACAGUGACUCACGGGGAUUCCUCGCGUCUUGGAAGUCUAGCGGGAGAUAGCGCGUGCAUUUUGGCGCUUUUCUAUAUUUUAUUUUCGAGAUCUAUACAUUGUUGUUGUUUCUUUGUUGUAAAGAAAUGUGAAAAAAAAACAUUUAAACAAAAUUCCACGAAAAGACUAAAGAGACAAAAUGCCAAAUAAGGGAGUUUGUUUUGUUUGUGGCAGUUUAGGUGGAGAGUUUUCCUUGCAGAUCAAGGCUCUUAACAAAGGACCACAUUUUCCCUUUUUGGAGCACCACGACCCUCCAAAGGGGUCACGCCUGCCCGGCCCCGAUGGUAUUGUUGACAGUUGUAGGGUCUGCUUCUCGUUUCUCACACAACAAUGGGAAGCCUAUGAAAGAAAUAAAACUCCAGCAGUUAAAAGACUUUACUGGUUGAAGCGAUCAGACAAUGGUCAUUUCACAGGAGCCGAAAUGAAACUACAGGGGGAAUACAUGGCCCAGGUUAUGGGAUUACAGUAUCAGACGGGAAACGAUACAGGUUAUGCUGCGAUAUCGCCUGUGGAAUCGCGUUCCAACUAUUCUAGAGAUGGAUAUUCCCAUUCGACAGCCAGUAUAUCUAUAAGUGAAGACCCAAGACCGAAAUCCAGCGGUGCUGAUGGGGCCCUGGAUCUUUCAUUACCGCCGGUCAAACACGUGGCGGAUAAAGUUCAAAACUGUAAAAGCAGGCACAGCGAUAAAGAUGUCUUUGUGUGUUUUACAUGUUCAUCGGAGCACUUGAACUCAUCCUGUAAGAUAAUAUCAUCUGUGAAACAUGCUGAAGGAAUUCCUUAUUUUCCAUUUUUAGAAAAACUUAACCCACCUAGAGGGUCUGUACCACUCAGUGAAAAGGGGGUGGCACGAGUCUGCGAACAAUGUUUUUUCACUCUUCACCACCAGUGGGUAUCCUACGAACAAACUGGCACCCCACCCACCUCUAGAAUUUACAGUAUUGGAGAUGGUUACUGUGGCAGCAGCGCACAUCGAAGUGUAGUGAGACACAGUCAUGAGAAAAGUAAAAAAGAUGUUUCUGAAAUUUGUUACUUGUGUGGCCGAUCAUAUGCCGUGGCAUUGGUAAAGCCACUGUACACGGUUCCCUCUGUUGACAAUAAGCUGCAGAUGUAUUUUCCAUUUGUGAGGGAGUUGCGAAGACCCCAAGGAUCACAACCACUCAACCCAGAUGGCACAGUUCUCGUUUGCCAAGGCUGUCACAGCAAUUUGCAGAGCCAGUGGAAUUUAUACGAAUCAGAAAAAAUUUCUUUCCUCCAGCGAAGAUAUUCCCUUCUGCCAGUGGAUGGACCGCUGGCGUCUCAUUCUAGAAAUCCUGUUUCAGUGAUUACCGAAAAGCUCAAGCUACCAAAAGUCAUUGAAGAAAGUCAACCGCAACCAUCAGCAGAUUCGGACGUCAGCAUCACUCAACCAUUGAACAUACACAUCAGCAAGAGCCCACUGCCGUCCAGUCAGACCACUGCUCAAGGUCUGCUGGCCAUCGCUCGGCCGCUGGUCAAGACGGAGGAACCCGACAGCACCUCAUCACAGAACAGCGUGUCAUCAACAUCGGCUAACCAGAGCGUGAACAGCGCCCUCGCGGCUAAAGUUCUCGAACACCACCGCCAACUGUCCGAGAGCAAGACGGGAAACAGUUCGACGAUCCCCCACCCCUUACAGCAUGCCGGCGCCAUGCCCAAGAGUGUGUGCUUUGUCUGCGGGGAGAACUCGCUCCUCACACAAGCUCAGACCUUAUGCUCAUACCCGACUCGUCAUGACACGAAACUCCCCAACAGCCAGGCUGCACCGUUCUUCCCGUUUCUUGUGAACCGCGAUCCGGCUCCGGGGGCCGAACCGAUGUCGGACGAUGGGACGGUGGUGUCCUGCUCCUACUGCUUCUACAGCCUGCUCAACCAGUGGAGGAUGUACGAGGAGUCGAAAGACCCCGAUGACCACAAACGCUGGGUGCGGAAGUAUGCCGUCGGGGAAUUUGUUUGUUAUGUCUGCAGCCGGGUGGUUUCGCGUAAGAACCUCAGGAAUCUGGAGGUGAAGAAGUUUUCCUUCCUCAAGGACCACCCUGUGCCGAGACAGGCUAUCGUCAUCAACGACGGUGAGAACGUGGCCGUCUGCCAUUCGUGUCACUUCAGUCUGGGACACCAGCUGGCUGAGUACGAGCGACUUGGGCUGCCCUACGAACUCCACAAAUACAACUGGAUCCAGCAGUCCACGGCAGGCGACGAUCCAAACAGGGAGCAGGAGGACUGUAUCAGUGAGGCGAGAGCCAAGUUCGCUGAUAUGGAUGAUGACAGCAACUCAUGCAUGCCCGAUGUAGCCAAAACGAUGGAUAUUUCAAGUGUGCCUCAAGGUUCUAAACCCCCACCACUGACAAUGCUCAGCCCGGCAGGGUCAAAGGUCACUCGCAACACGGCAACUGUCCCGCCGCUCAGCCAGGUGUCACCUAGCAACGGGUUGACGUCAGCCAGUGGUGACGCUGCGCUAAGCGCCACUAGGACAUCAAGUUUUGCGGCGGCGCUCCGAAAGCUGGCCCACCAAGCCAAAGACCCUGUCGAGGAAGCAGCCAAUGUGAAGCACAGUCCACCGAAUGCUGGCAUCAGUCCAAGGGCAGCAACUCCGAAGCGUGCACCGCCCCCUCUAGUGUACACCAGUCAGUCCUCCAGCCUGACAUCUCCCCCCGUGGUGACCAUCGCCCCCACUCAGACUCACUCCACACUGCACAGCGACAGCAGACAGGUCAUUGACCGCGUCCCGUCAGCUCACAGCACCUCGUCGUCAGUUUAUGAAUCACUCUCCCUGAAGCAGGAGCGAGAUCAGCGCCCCCUGUCUUCACACUCGCGCGACGAUGACAGACUGUCCGCCAAAGACAUCGCCAUGGGCCAGACGUCGAGAAUCAUGACUCCGCGCUCGACCCCGGGGUCUGUUCCCACGUCAAGUCGAGAAGAAAGUCUGAUCCGCGGAUUCCAGCCAUACCGAGCCGGGGAGGAGAUGAGACAUGCUUUGCCCCCUGGAGCAUUUGCGAUGGACCCUGCGUACGCAUACCACCCGGCCUUUCUUCAGCACCACCCGUACUCUCAUCCAGCUUACAGGUUUGAAGAUCCCCUGAUGCUGGAACGCUAUCGCAUGAUGCAGCCCCCAAUGCUGCCAUUCUCCCCUGCGACGGGGAUGUUGCCUCACCACAACCUGCAUCACCUGAUAGCGAGCGGACACUACCCGCCCGAACUCCUGCGUCAGCAGUAUCCGUACCUGUCUCCGAGUGCUCAGUCGCUGGAUCCAAGGUCUCCGUCGCUGUCGCUAGAAAGAUCUCGAACCGAAGAAGAAAGACAUCGAGAACUAGAGAGGGAGCGAGAGAAUGAACGAGAGAAGGAGCGUGAGAGAGAGAAGGAGAGAGAGCGUGAGCGAGAGCACGAGGCGGAGACUCAGAGGAUCCGUGAGCGACAGAGGGAGCUGGAGAAGGAGAAGCACCGCCUGCUGGUGAGACAGAGUGAGUACUCACGCGACUACUCACACCGCGAGCUGGAGAAGCAGCGGCUGCUCGAGUACUCGGACCACCUGCGUGAGGUGGGGCAUGGCGAGUGGGGCAGUCUGCGUCACGACGACCACGCCAGGGAGCUACUCACCGUGCCCGUGUUGCCACACCACGACAAGUCAGGUAGCAGGGGAGAUGACUCAGGUCCAAACUUUGGUUCUAUAACUCAAGGCACACCGCGAGAUCGCGAGUUUUCCGAGAAGUACAAGGAGGAUUACGCUGACAGUUACAAGAGGUUGAACAACUCGAAGUGGGCCGAGAACCACCGAGCAACGCACAACGAUUACUUGAAAAAUAAUUACCAUCACAAGGUAAUCGACUCAUCUCAGGGUAGAUACUACAGCAGCAGUUCGACGCCCACUGAUCUCACUCAGCAUAGUUACCACGGAGACAAGAGGUCGGAAUUUGAGGCUGGUCGAUCUCACGGACAGGAGGAGAAGCGAGGUCAACCCCCACCACUGCUUUCACCCAAAAGUCAAGGGGAGGCAACUCGCAGGAGUUCAGAAUCAAUAUUCCGACCGUUUGAGAAAGUAGGGCAGGCGGAGCAGUUGAACAGUUAUCAGUAUUCUAAAUCUGCAUCAAGCUCAAAGGGCCCCGAUUUGUUAGUCCCCACAUACCGAGCGUCGGCGGAUCGUGAACACACUAGUGAUCUGAGAGACAAGAAAAAAAAUAGCUUUGUGGAAAAACAGGGACACGUUGCUCAAAAGGUGGAAUCUGUGAAGGACUAUAGCAAAAAACAGCCGAAAAUCUCGCUGAACAAUAACAUCGGCUACAGCAACCACCAUGUGGAGUGCUUCAACUUCAAAAGCCUUGCGAUGGAGAAGGCGAGCCAUCGCCCAGAACCAAAAAUGGACGUUGCCGUUGCUCAGGCAGUUCCGUUUUACGACCCGACCUUCAUUCCGAGCGUUCCCGAGGCUCCACCAAUCAGGAGCAAGCUGGACGUCCUGGAGGAGAAGUUGCGCUCGGCUCGGUUGAACGGUACAUACUGCAGCGACAGCGAGGACGAAGUAUCCGAGGAAGAGGACGAGCGUCAGGUUCACCGGUGUCUGAUGGUCACCAAGGGGCCGCCACUCCCCCUCGAACUGACGCGGCCCAAAAUUAAACUCUUCCGAUGUUUGGGACUCAUGUCGCAGGGCAGAAGAAAAGACGUGCUAUUUGAGCGGUUUAGAAAGCGACGCAGGUUUCACCGGGAGCGGAGUGUUAGUCCGAUAGAAAUGGAAGAAAGCACUCGGCCUCCAGCCUUGGGUGCGAGCACGCACGACCCCGCGACCUUGUGUCAGGGGGGCGAGUAUCGGGACAAGUGUCUUUACUUACGCAACAUGUCGCUCCUGCCCGUCGGCAAGGACAGCCAGAAAGAGUUGGAACACAACAUUGGGGACACAAUUUGA